Suncus etruscus (white-toothed pygmy shrew) is the source of this 1389-nucleotide messenger RNA. RefSeq names its product macrophage metalloelastase-like. Lineage: Eukaryota; Metazoa; Chordata; Mammalia; Eulipotyphla; Soricidae. Gene Ontology annotation, biological process: proteolysis; extracellular matrix organization; collagen catabolic process. The record is from RefSeq and is a predicted model, not a curated record. Gene Ontology annotation, cellular component: extracellular matrix. Gene Ontology annotation, molecular function: zinc ion binding; metalloendopeptidase activity. The transcript has 10 exons.
AUGAAGCUCCUUCUCUUGACACUCUUCUUGCAGCUCACUGCUUUCAAACCUGUUGCUCCGGCGGCCAUAGGUUCCAAAGAAGCUAAUAUGUCACUGGCCGAAAGAUACUUGGAAAUUUAUUAUGGCCUCAAGAUUGAGAGACAUUCAACAGUAAAAGUAAAAAUCAAUGAGCAUGUCUUGGAGGAUAAAAUCCAGGAAAUGCAACAGUUCUUGGGGCUGAAAGUGACCCGACAACUGGACCCACCAACUGUAGACAUGAUGCUCACUCCUCGGUGUGGAGUGCCUGACGUUUACAACUACAGGACCCUGUCAAGAGGGCCAGUAUGGGAAAAGCAUGACAUCACCUACAGAAUCAAUAAUUACACACCAGAUAUGCGUCCUGAGGAUGUUGACAAUAUUAUCCAGAAAGCCUUUCAAGUCUGGAGUGAUGUGACACCUCUAAAGUUCAGGAAAAUCUAUUCAGGCGAGGCUGACAUCAUGAUUCGCUUUGCAUUUCGAGAACAUGGAGACCUCAACCCUUUCGAUGGCAAAGGGGGAGUCAUCGCCCAUGCUUUUAAGCCUGCACCUGCUGUUGGAGGAGAUGCCCACUUUGAUGAGGAUGAAACCUGGUCAAGGAGCAACCAAGGCUUAAACCUGUUUCUAGUGGCUGUCCAUGAGAUUGGUCAUUCCUUGGGUCUUGACCAUUCCAAGAAGUCAGAAGCUAUAAUGUACCCCACCUACCGUUAUACUGACCCCAACACAUUUCGCCUCUCUGCUGACGAUAUACAAAGCAUUCAGUCUCUUUAUGGUGGCCCAGAAACAUCUCGACCAAUGCCCAAUCAACCAAAUACAGACGCACCUACCUGUCGUCCCAAUUUGCGUUUUGAUGCUGUUAGCACAGUGGGAGAUAAAAUCUUCUAUUUUGUAGACAGGUUCUUCUGGUGGAAAAAUGCUGGGAGUUCAAAGAGCAAAACUGCUCUCAUUGCUUCUUUAUCACCAAAUGUACCCACUGGUAUUCAAGCUGCUUAUGAAAUUGGAGUUCAAAAGAAGCUCAUUAUUUUUAAAGAUGAUAAAUAUUGGGAGUUCAUAAAUCUAAAACCAGUGUCAAACUACCCAAAGAACAUCAAUUCUUUGGGCUUCCCUGGCUCUGUGAAAAAAAUUGAUGCAGCCGUUUUUAACCCAAUUACAUCUAAAACCUUCUUCUUCGUAGGAACUCAAUAUUGGAGGUAUGAUUGAAAGGAAGACAGCGCAUGGAUGCUGAUAUCCCAGAAAUAGUUGCUGCGUAGCUUCCCAGGAGUUGGGCCGAAAGUUGAUGGAGUCUAUUAUUACAACAGAAACUACUACUACUUCUUCCAAGACUCUACCGUGCUUGAAUAUAACGUGCAACUCAUCGUGGCAUCAGGACACUGA